Colletotrichum spaethianum is the source of this 753-nucleotide messenger RNA. RefSeq names its product putative exopolyphosphatase. The transcript has 2 exons. Gene Ontology annotation, biological process: carbohydrate metabolic process. The coding region runs from base 1 to 753 and encodes 250 amino acids. The record is from RefSeq and is a predicted model, not a curated record. Gene Ontology annotation, molecular function: polygalacturonase activity. NCBI's taxonomy places the organism in Eukaryota, Fungi, Ascomycota, Sordariomycetes, Glomerellales, Glomerellaceae.
AUGUUGACCUUGCUCAACGCCAACAACGUUCUCAUCGAAAAUAUCAACAUGAACAAGAGUCCAUUUUGGCACAACCUGGUUGACGGCUGUACCAACGUCACUUACAGUCACGUCAACAUGAACUCCGUCCAGACCAACGGCAAGCAGGCGCAAAACACCGGCUCCCAUGGAAUCUCGGUUGGCUCACUGGGCCAGUAUGCAGGCCAAGUCGACAUUGUAAAGAACAUCCACGCUAAGAACAUCACAAUGGUCAACGCCUCCAACGGCGCCCGCAUCAAGGCGUGGGGCGGCAGCGCCUCUGCGACCUCCGCCAAGGGCGGCGGCACAGGCCUCGUGCAGAACGUCACCUUUGAGGACUUUACCAUGCAGAACGUUGACCUCCCCAUCGUCAUUGACCAGUGCUACCAGACUAGCGCCGCUACUUGCGCCCAGUACCCCUCGGGCGUCAGGAUCAGCGAUAUCCACUACAUCGACAUCACAGGUACUGGCGGGAAGGCAAGCGAGGUCGUCACCAUGGUCUGUAGUGAUAUCUGCGAUGACAUUACCGCCACUGGGACGAAGCUUGUUGGAACAAAGGGAAGCUCGGAGUACAUUUGUCAGAAUAUUGCGAGUGUUGAGAAGUUAGACUUUCCGUGCAGUGCUGUCGGGGUUACUGUCGGGGGACGACCAAAAGCACAAAGUCUGCCAAGGCUACGGCGACGAAAGUUUAAGAGACAGAAAUGCGGAGGCAUAAAAUUCACUGGCCGUGAGUAG